Messenger RNA from Stylophora pistillata, 4578 nucleotides. RefSeq names its product DIS3-like exonuclease 2. Gene Ontology annotation, cellular component: P-body. Lineage: Eukaryota; Metazoa; Cnidaria; Anthozoa; Scleractinia; Pocilloporidae. Gene Ontology annotation, molecular function: RNA binding; 3'-5'-RNA exonuclease activity. The record is from RefSeq and is a predicted model, not a curated record. Gene Ontology annotation, biological process: miRNA catabolic process; mRNA catabolic process.
CACAAAACAAAGAUGGCGGGAGCAGCUAGAGACAGGUAAUGCGAGAGUUUCUCUUUCUUUGCAACACCAAAGGUGAAACUGAAUCAUUCAAUGUUUGAAGAAACGCAAGAAAUUAAUUCGACUUAAGUGAAGCGCUGUCUUAUGGCUCAACUUUGGUUAAUACUGAACCGAUUACACACUACUUUCACUUUAAGUUCGACUCCACUCUAAUUCAUUUGAAUUUUGCGAAGAUCAGUGUGUAUCCAAUGGAUUUCAAAAAAGCAAUUGCUAGUAACAGCGAGGGGAAAAGAGAGGCAACAGAAGCUACAGAUUGCACAAAGCCCGCCGAGAGCAGCGCUCGUGCUGAGAGCAUCGAUGAGCGUGCAGGAACUAGCGAUCCACGUGCAACGAUACCGCAAUCAAAAGAGAAAGCAAAUUUCUUGCCUGAUGCGACACAUGUGGACAGAGACGAUCAUGCGGGGAAGGAAGAAGAUGCUACAGAUGGCAAAUCUCAAAAUCAAAAGAAAAAACGGAGGAGAAGGAAAAAGAAAAAACAAGAUUCUGAAACUGCAAGCGCUGCGUCAGCGGGUACAACCUAUGAUGCAAUCGUAGCCGAUUGUGAUGUUACUAAAAGGAUUUCUCCUGACUCAGCCAAACAGCAGAGCAAUUUUGCUGAUCAAGAACACAAUCGUGCUGAUUCAGAAUUAACUGCUAGUCAAAAUCAACCAAACGCGGACGGCAAGAAGAAGCGAAAAUCGCGAAAAAGACGAGGAAAAAGUGCACAGCUCAGCGAAGAACCACCAUCAUUACAGGGAACAGAACUACCAGUUGAAGUAACAAAGGAAAGCAUGGCGAAAGGAGACGGUGCGAACGCAAACUUCGCUGAGAGUGGAGAGAGAGAAGAUCGCCGAGAUUUGCAGACCACUGAGAACGCGAGUAGUGGUAAGAGAAAAAGGAAAAGACGAAGAAAACCCAAUCGAGGUCAAGAUGGCGAGGAAGCUAGCGAGGGAAGUAGCCAUCAGGACCUUGUGGGAAAUGAUUUAGAUCGUGGUCAACUAGCAAACAACAGUCCACGCAGCGGUGAAGUGUCCGCCAGAGAUUCAGAGACGAGAAAUGCGGAUCAAUUCAACCCAAGUACUCAGGGGAAAUCUACGAGUAGAAAUUCAAAUCGAAGAACGCCCAACAGUGGGAAAAAGAAACAGAAACCUCUCUACGAAAAGUACUGGUCUGUAGAGAGAGUCUCAGAUGGAUUAAAAAAAGGACAGCUUGUGAAAGGAAUAUUGAGGAUUAGUCCCCGAAACUAUGAGCUGGCCUGGGUAACAGUACCUGGUAUAAAACGCGAUGUACUCUUGGAAGGGAUGUUGAAUCGUAACCGUGCUCUCAAUGGCGACAUCGUUGCGCUGGACAUCUUUCCGAGGGAGAAAUGGAAAAUAAUGCUGGAAGAACUGGAAUACAACGGUUUGGUCGCGAAUAAAACGGAGCAUAAUCACGUUGACAAAUUAGCUGAGAGUUUGGACACUGUUGCUAUGAGCUCUGGGAAUGUUAUGCAAUCCCCUUCAGCAAGGAGGGUCCGUAUGGAGAAUAUGGCUGGCCAUACCCCUGAGUCACAUUACAUCGAUAUCAAUCAAAUUCCUGACGAAUUUUUGCAAAGAAGAGCCAAAGUGAUCUACAUCAUUGAGAAGAAACAGUCGCGAGUUGCAAGCGGACACCUAACACCUUUCUCCCACCCCAAGGAAAACCCCGACGGGUGUUUCUCCCCAACUGACAGUCGGUUGCCAAGGUUUCGCAUCCCGCGGAACAACUGCCCACCGGGAUUUUUUGACAGGCCGCGUGACUUCGAGAACACUUUACACGUGGGACGUAUUGUGAGUUGGCCUGAGAACUCUUCAAGGGAUUCGUUUCUCGCUAUUGGUUCAGUAUCGCGGAGCCUGGGCGAAGCAGGUGAAAUUGAACCGGAAACAGAGGGGAUCCUUUUGGAGUACGGCAUAGAUUCUGGGCCAUUUUCGGACGAGGUUCUGGCGUGUUUACCCCAACAAACACCUUGGAAAGUACCCGAGAAGGAACUCGAAUAUCGAAGAGAUUUCCGUGAUGAUUGCGUCUUUACCAUUGAUCCUCUCACAGCCAGGGAUCUAGAUGACGCCGUUCACUGCAAGAAAAUUGCAGAUAACCUCUUUGAAGUUGGCGUCCAUAUUGCUGAUGUCAGCUACUUCGUUCGUUCGGAAACAGCGCUAGAUGAAGUGGCUGUCGAGAGAGCAACAUCUACGUACAUGGUACAGAAAGUGGUACCUAUGCUUCCGCGGCGAUUGUGCGAAGAGCUGUGCAGUUUGAAUCCUGGGGAAGACCGCCUGACUUUCUCCGUUGUUUGGAAAAUGACAAGCUAAGGAGAAAUUAUCGACCAUUGGAAGGGGAGGGGAAUCAUUCGCUCGCGAAUAAAAAUGGCUUACGAGCAUGCGCAAGAUAUGAUUGACAAGCCGAACAGGAAAUGGAAUGAAAACGAGCUUCCCCCGAUAUCAGACGGCGCAAUUGCUGAGGAAAUUUCUGCGCAAGUCAAUCAGCUUCAUAAAUUUGCAAUUCGUCUCAGGCGCAACCGCUUGGAGAAGGGCGCGCUUCGUUUGGAUCAGGCAAAAAUCCGGUUUGAGCUGGACAAAGAAACUGGUCUGCCUAACGGGUACCACGUGCACCAACAGCGCGAGGCGAACAAGCUAAUCGAGGAGUUUAUGCUCCUGGCCAACAUGGCGGUCGCGCACCACAUUUACAGCGCAUAUCCCGAGACAGCGCUUCUAAGGCGACACCCAAGACCGCACCAGAAACAGCUCGACGAUCUUCUUGAGCUGUGUAAAUCGCUUGGUAUUAACUUCAACACUACUUCAUCUAAGACAAUUCACGAGUCGCUCGCCAAAUUUCCGCUCUCCUCCCCUGAGCGUGAAGUUCUGGUCAAUUUGGCCAUGCGUCCCAUGAAGAACGCGGAGUAUUUUUGCACGGGGUGCGUAGAUGACGGCGAAUAUGGACACUAUGCCCUAAGCGUGCCUCUGUACACUCAUUUUACGUCCCCAAUAAGAAGAUACGCAGAUGUUGUGGUGCACAGGCUUCUGGCUGCGAGCCUUGGAAUCGAUGAACCGCUGAACCAGGAUCCCUCUAUCGUAGACAUGAUCGCGCACCAUUGUAAUGAUCGCAAAAUGGCAGCGAAAAGAGCCGGCGAAUUGAGCACUGAAAUGUUCUUUGGUAUUUUUGUUCGUGAAAGCGGCCCUCUGGAGGAAAAUGGGAUUGUACUUAACGUAAUGGACCAAUCAGUGGAUGUUCUUGUGCCAGAACUGGGUAUGGUCAAAAGGGUGUACAUGAAAUUCUGUCCCGGGGUGAAACGCUACGCUUUCACCAAGGGUGAGAGAGGAAAACCAGCCGAGUUGCGUUUGCUUUGGAGCGUCGAGUUGAAAUCAGGUGAUGUGAUUCACGAAGAGGAGCAAGUGUUGAAGACUUUCAACCAGGUACGGGUCAUUUUGACAACUGAGAGUGAAACGGAAAGUAAGACUACAAAUCCCUUUAAGGUUAUGGCCAAACUUGCUCCAUCUCUCAAGUGCGGUCACGAAUUUUACACUCCAUCAACCCCAGCCACUGAAAAACCUGUAAAAAAGAGUGGUGCCAGGGAACAUUUGGGAGAAACCGGAAUUCCGAACUCUUCCGACGACGUACGAAAAAAACUGUUUGAUUCCGAAGACUCCGAUGCCAAUGUCGGGUCUAAGAAGGCUCAAGAGGUCAACCGUUUACUCGUGAAUCAAAGAUCUGAUGAAGAAGAGACUGCGUCACAUGGCUCCGAUGACGUCAUUAUAGAAGAAGAAGACGAAGAGGCGAAUGAGGGCACGUCACAUGACUCCAACGACGUCGUUGUAGAAGACGAAGAGGCAAAUGAGGGUACGAACCUAGCCGACGAUGAUUCCGAUGAUGUCAUCGUGGAGUCGGAAUCCGAUAACGAAGUGCAUUGAAAACUGUGGUGCGAAGUAUUUUUACUACCAUCCCCAUUAUUUGAACUGCUUUUAAAUUCUAAAAUUUGUAUGUAAAGAGAUUUUUUCUUAAUGGUUUUACCAUUGGUCGAGUUUUUUUAACUACGGAGUACAACUUUCACGUAUACCUUUAGAAGCAGCUUAACUGUAGGACACUUAAUGCAAAAUGUUCUUGUUUGAAACCUCGCUCGCUCCUUAUGAGGAACUGUUAAAUUAGCCCAUAGAAUACAUUAAUUAGCUUCGGAAAGGUGAAGUAGAUCUGAUUUAGAAAGUAGAAAAAUCUCACGGUUUUAUAGAACACUGACAAAUUUUCCAACAUUAGCUUCCCAAGAAGGGAAAAAACGUGAAGAGGAAUUAUGAGUCGAGUGUCAAUAGUAACCCGGGUUUUCUUUGGUUUUGCUUUACUUCGAUGUGUGAUUGGUCUAGAAAAGUAGCGCCAAUUUCUCAACCAAUCAGAUGGAAAGCUACAGCUAAUCGCGCAUUCGUCAACCGCGUUUUUCCGCGCUUCGGAAAGUUUGGUUGAUUUUAGUUUGAGUUCUUUCCUUUAUUCCGAUUGGCUUUCGCGGAGUAUUAUGUAAAAUAAAGGACGCUAUCGGUACAACUA